CCACCAUUCCACUCUGUUUCGUGCUCCCUGGCCGGUCACUCCCUCCGCCAGCCGCGCGCCACUGUUGCAUCUCAAGGGCAGGGGCAGAGGUGCCGGCCAGGUCGGCUUCCCGCGGCUCUCCGAUCGCUCUGGCCUUCCGCGCCUCGCCGGCGGCCGUACCGCGCGGCCACGGGAGCAUGCAGCUGCAGGCGCCGUUCCUGUCUCCGACUCUCCCAUAGGAAACAACUGGGCUAACCGCAACAUCGUUUCCUUCCACCUACUCUCUCGCCAACGUUUUGGAAAAGUUCGUUGAAGCACAGAAGAAUUGCCUGCCGUGUGUCGGGUGACUGACUGACUGUUCCUCGGGAUGGGCAAGAUGAGCUGCUUCGCCGGCCUGCUUGUGCUCGGCGGCAAGAGGAAGGCAUCCAAGGGUAAGAACAAGGGAGCUUACGCCAAGAAGGUUAAUGGCAAUGACUGCCCCAAGGUGAAGCCGGUGGAGUUCGUGGACAUGGCGGACGCUCUCGACGUCAGCAGAGGCGGGGACAACGAUCCUGCAUGCAAUAGCAAGUUUGUCGUUGGCGCAGCCGCCGAGUUGGCACACCAUGGCGGUGGCGGGGACGGCGACAACGACAAGGCCGCAAUUAAGAGGGGCUCGUCUGGCGCUGACCUCGUCGCCGGCGCCGGCGCCGGCGCCGGUUCGUCCGGCUACAGCAGUGACGGAACAGGUGAAAUUGCCAAGAGCGCGGAGCCGGACGCUGGCGGGUCCUCCAGCGUUGGCCGCAUGUCACCGACGCCGACGGCGUCGCCAAAGCUGAAGCGCUCGUGCUCCAACAUCGAGACGACGAGGUCGUCUGCGCCGCCGAAAGGGUUCGACAUGGCGGCGAAGUCGCGCUCCUACAACGACCUAAACGCCCUGCCUCCCGCGAGGUCGGCCACCCCCAGCGGCGCGCCGGACGCGAGCCCGGCGGCGUCCGUGAGGACGUCGUGCUCCGCGGACCGCGUCAUGCUGAAGAAGCGGUCGUCGAGGCAGGUGCUCCCGUCCCGGAGCAGGAAGCUGUGGUGGCGGCUGUUCCUGUGGAGCCACCGCAGCCUUCACCGCGCGGGCGCGGCCACGCCCGCGCUGCCAUUGCCGGACGCGCCGCACCAGCACGACGGGUACACCUCCGACACGCUCGACGCGGUCACCGCGGACGCGAAGGGCAAGAAAGCCGCCGCGGAGGAGGACCCGAUCCCGAACCAGUGGGUCGCCUUCUCCGCCGGGGCUUCGCCGCUGGAACGCGUCAGCGCGUGGGUGAACAGCCUCGGGGACGGAUCGUUCCACGCCGUCAGCGAGGAGGACGCCACGGAGCACGACGCCGGCGGCGCCCGCCCGCAAUGCUCUGAGAUCGUGGAGCUGCCCACGCCCGGCAAGAGGCACCCUCAGGCGAAGCGCCGCCCCGCGGACGAGGCCGCCAACCAGGCGAGCAGCAUCGUGCACACGCUCAACGUGUUCUCCUCCGUCGCCCACAUCUCCGGCAUGGGGCUCAAGGCCGUCCCGGCGAUCGCGGCGUUCUCCACCCUCCGGGCAGUCAAUCUGUCUGGCAACUUGAUUGUUCAAAUCGCCCCCGGAUCGUUGCCCAAAGGCCUGCACUCGCUCGAUCUGUCGAGGAACAAGAUCGCCGUCAUCGAGGGGCUCCGGGAGCUGACGAGGCUGCGCGUGCUCAACCUCAGCUACAACCGGAUCACGCGGAUCGGACAUGGGCUGUCGAGCUGCACGGCGAUCAGGGAGCUGUACCUGGCCGGGAACAAGAUCAGCGACGUCGAGGGGCUGCACCGCCUGCUGAAGCUGGCCGUCCUGGACGUGAGCUUCAACAGGGUCACCACGGCCAGGUCCCUGGGCCAGCUCGUGGCCAACUACGGCUCGCUGCGGGCGCUCAACCUGCUGGGCAACCCGGUGCAGGCCGCCACUGGCGGCGACACGCUGCGCAGGGCCGUGUCGGGCCUGCUCCCGCGGAUCGAGUACCUCAACAGACAGGCCGUGAAGCCGCAGCGCGCGCGGGAGGAGGCCAAGGACAGCGUCGCGCGGGCGGCGCUCGGGAACGGCGGCGGGUGGAGCUCGCGGAGGCGGGCGCCGCGGCGGGCGAACCAGAGCCCCGGGUCGUCGGGCAAGAGCCGGGGCAGGGACGGGAGCAGCGGCCGCAGGGGGAGCAGGAGCAGGUCCAAGACCAGGCCGCAGGGGCAGGGCUCCAGCCUCUCGAGGAAGUGAGCAUGAGGCCGCCGUGUCAUAUUGACAUGGAAGAGUGUUGAACUCUUGAUCGGAGAGGGAGAACAAAUGACUCCAUGUGUUUAAACUGCCAUGGUGAGAUAAAUAAUUGGCAUUACCGGAGGCAAUUCGAUGGAAUGAAGCUCGCAAAAAGGAGCAUUUGACGCUGUUCUUAAAUCUUUUUUCUUUCAGCAUCCAGAUGAAAUACAGAGUUCAAGCAUUAUGGGAAAAAAAUUAUGAAAUAAAAAAAGAAAUCUCCGACCUGCCGGAUUCGAA
Messenger RNA from Panicum hallii, 2497 nucleotides. RefSeq lists its product as uncharacterized. Lineage: Eukaryota; Viridiplantae; Streptophyta; Magnoliopsida; Poales; Poaceae. Gene Ontology annotation, molecular function: protein kinase binding. The coding region runs from base 347 to 2224 and encodes 625 amino acids. Gene Ontology annotation, cellular component: cytoplasm. The transcript is spliced from 5 exons. The record is from RefSeq and is a predicted model, not a curated record.